Molecule: messenger RNA, 216 nt
Organism: Melampsora larici-populina 98AG31
Lineage: Eukaryota; Fungi; Basidiomycota; Pucciniomycetes; Pucciniales; Melampsoraceae
Exons: 4
Coding region: 1-216 (71 amino acids)
Source: RefSeq, a predicted model, not a curated record
AUGCUUUUCUUGAAAUUAGCAAUUGCUGCUGUCCUAGCUCUCACGGUCUCUACCACCCCCACUCAAACAGAAGUAGUUACUACUGAUGCAGCCCUGCAAAGACGAGCUACGGCGACCAAAAUCUUUGCAAGGAAACAUUAUCAAUGUGCCGAUUGUGGUCAAUUGCAAUGCGAACAAAUAGAUUUGACUUGCAUUAAUAAUGGUUGUUGUACCUGA